AUGUCGGUGCACUACACCCUCAAUCUGCGCGUCUUCUGGCCCUUGGUGACCGGCCUCUGCACUGCCCUUGUGUGCCUCUACCAUGUCCUCCGCGGAAGCGGGGGCUCCCGGGCCGAGCCCCCCGACGGUGCGGACGGCGGCUUCCCGCUGCUUAAGGUGGCCGUCCUGCUCCUCCUUGGCUACAUCCUCCUGCGCUGUCGCCACGCUGUUCGGCAGCGCUUCCUGCCAGGGUCUCCUCGCCUGGGGAGCCACUCCACCUUCUCUCCUAGACACUUCCGAGAGCCGAGUCUUGGCAUCUUGCUGGAGAGUUACUACGAGCACGAGGUGCGCCUAUCCCCGCACGUGCUGGGCCACAGCAAGGCGCACGUGAGCCGAAUCGUGGGCGAGCUGGUGCGGGCUGGCCGGGCCCGGGGGUCCCCCGGCCCCAUCCCCGGCGGGGCGCUGGCGUUGGCCUUCCGGGGAGACUUCAUACAGGUGGGCAGCGCGUACGAGCAGCAUAAAAUCCGGCGGCCCGACGGCUUCGACGUGCUGGUGCCGCUGCGUCUUCCGCCGCUGGUGGCGCUGGAGCCGCGGAGCCUGGGCGCCGAGCCCGAGCUGGCUCCGGCCUUCCAUGGCUGCUUCGUGUGCGCCCUCAAGGCGCCGCCGGGGGCCUCCGGGAGCCACUGGCUCCGGGACUGCAAACCCUUCGCCGACGGCUUCUGCGUCGACGUGCUCGGGCGGCGUCACCUCUCUGCCACGCUGGUGCUACGCUGGUUCCAGGCGCACCUGCAGCGCUCCUUGGCCACCGUGCGCUACAGUCUGGAGGGGCGUUGUCGGGUCAGCUUGACCCCGGGCGGCCUGGAGCAGCCUCCCACCCUGCACAUCCUGCCCUGCCGCACCGACUAUGGCUGCUGCCGCCUUUCCAUGGCAGUGCGUCUCAUCCCCGCUGUGCAUUUGGGCGAUGGCGUUUUCCUCGUGGCACCACCACCGUCACCCUCAUCCGUUGGGCCUCUGUCUGAGCUCCCUGGAGGCCUGCGUACGGAUGCGCUGUGGGGUGUGAACACAGCUCGGCAGGAGCAGAAACUGCUGAGCUGGCUGCAGGAAAGGGCCCCUCCAGGCGCCUGCUACCUCAAGUGCCUGCAGUUGCUUAAAGCUCUGCGAGACCUGGGCGCCCGUGGGCUGGACCCGACGGCCGCCACCCAGUGGGGACGCAUCCUGUCCUCAUACAUGCUCAAGACAGUGCUGCUGGCGGUGCUGUCGCGUGAGGGGGCUACUGCUCAAGGCUGGGACGAGGCACACCUGUGCGAGCGGUUGGAAGAAUUAGUGCAGUUCCUUAGGGACUGCCUGCUGCGACGCCAUACGCUCUUCCACUGUGUCCUGGGCCCUGGUGGGGCAGCUGCCGAGGUGGGCCCGCUGCCCAAGGUACUGCGUGAAGCUGCCCCAGUUGACCUCCUGGCUGCGUUUGACAAGCAAGCCCGGGAACUUGUGGCGGCGCGGUUGCUGUCCACCUGGCGAAGGCUGCCCCAACUUCUCCGGGUCUACGGGGGUCCUCGCUACCUUGCCAGGUGCCCCCCACCCCGGAGUCAGCGCACACAGGGGUUCCCUGAAGAUCAACCAUAAACCUUGACAGUGCCCCUACCUGGCCUAAUGCUCCUAGAGCCUCUCCCACCAUAUGGCGUGGGGAUGGUAAUGAAGCCAGUUUAAUGCAAGGAAAUGAGGUGCCAAAGGUGUUGGAAAAUUCAGAGGGUGACAUUUGGUGGCUUUUAUGUCCCCCCUGGCUCCACAAUCCAGUAUAGUUACGGCAACUUCUUCAUACCCACCAGCGUAUCCUGAGCAACCUACAGAAAGACCCCAAGACCAGCCGCUAAGAGUUGGUUCAAAUGUUGGUUUGUGUGGAAUGAUUCUGUGGAAGGGUCCAGCUCUUAGGGAAGCCCAAUGAAGGAAGCAAGAACUAGCUGCAGGGAAAGCCCCGUCUGUCAGUUUUUGAGACACAGAUCUCUGGCCCCCAAAUUUAAAGAAGCUAAUGUGUUUUUUAUUUUUGUUUUUGUUUUUUUGCUGUAACUACUUGCUCUGUCCUGGGUUCCUGAUUGUCUUUAAAGAAAAAUCUCAGUCUUUAUCUGCAACUGGAAUUGAAGUUCUAUUCUAGGGGCUAAUGUUCUGAGGAACACAGUUUCCACUAUUCAAAUUAAUAUUAAUGUGUUUUUUAAGUGGUGCAAUCACGGGUGUUUGACAGGAUUGCAAAGAAUUAAGUCAUAUGUGUUGAGAGGCAGUCGAGAGUGGGUUAGAGAAACUUCCAGAGCAUAUAGCACUUUAUUUUGAUCAGUCCUUUCAUUUCGUGGUAAUUGCCACUGCCAAAUGUUGCAUCCGAAAAGGAGACCAAUUACAUUUAUUAUUAAGAAAUGUGCAGUCUUAAAAAGCAGACUUGCUUAACAUCCCUGCAGGCACGCACUGGGAUAUGUACCAGUCAACACCCUUUCAGAGCCCGUCCAGAGCCCACCGGGAGCCAGGGGCGCAAAGUAGCAAAGAACACAUGUGUAGGACCACACUGGUGAGCAGGGAAAACACGUUGUGUUUUGAGGAAGAUACAUUUUCAGUCUUUGCCUCGCCAGGUGACUCACCAGAGCUUGCUGCUGGCUGGAGACAGAAACUGUUGUUGUUGUUUGAAGCCUUUUGAACAAACUCCUCUGUGUGGAAAUUUCUUUCUGAGUUUCAUGAGAUAAUGAGCAAAUGCCUGCCUCAGUGCCUAGCAGGUAGUUAGCUCUCAGUCAGUGCUCAGUGAUGGCUA
Molecule: messenger RNA, 2764 nt
Organism: Ailuropoda melanoleuca (giant panda)
Lineage: Eukaryota; Metazoa; Chordata; Mammalia; Carnivora; Ursidae
Gene: ITPRIPL2
Product: ITPRIP like 2
Exons: 1
Coding region: 1-1599 (532 amino acids)
Source: RefSeq, a predicted model, not a curated record